AUGGCGGCACAGACGGGUGAUUCGGAAAGUCUCUUAAAUCAGGCGGACAGCAUGUGGAAAAUGCUCGAUGAUCUGGUAGAAUCAGAUCCCGAAGCAUAUAAGAGAUUCAUGGAGAAGACGUUGAAGGAAGGAUCUACUAUGUUUAAGCCACCAGAACCUUGUUUUUGUGUUAUAACUGUAUUGGUAAGUGUCGUGUUCAGUGUACUUGAAAUAUAGGUAUAAGGUCAGGGUUCUAUCUAGAGUAUUUGAGGGGUAGAAGUUCCCCCCUCCACCAAAAUGCCCUGCCUCCCCCCAAAAAAUAUCGGAGCUAAGUGUAACAUUUUGUCAGAACGUGAUCACGACUAAAAAAUAAAAUAAAAUACCACUGUAACAUUUCUCAAAAUUGGGUCUCAAAAUGCACCAGAUUGCAUCUCAGCGCAUAUUCAUUUCAAAACAUUUCCGGGGGAGCAUGCCCCCGGACCCCCCUAGGAAGCUCGUGGCCUUCGCCCACUCGGGACUUCUCCUCUUCUCUUCUUCUGCUAGAUAGAACCCUGAAGGUAUAAGAUUGAAAUUGCAUUAGGGUCUGUCGAAGUUGAUAUCUUUUAACGCAGUCACGUCCUUUACAGCCCCAACAAUGAAGUGGAUACUGAUACUUGUACUACGGAUAUUCUUUUUGUCCUUCUGUUGUUUGAAUUCUUCUCUAUGAUUUGACUGAUGUUUUAUGUAUUUGUUUUAAUCAGUUCUCUCAGGUGUAUUUACUUGCAUUGAGUGUUUUUGUUGUAAAUAAAGACAUGUCAAAUCCCAAAGCGCAUGUGUGCUGUGGUCAAGAAAGAAAUCAAGAAAUCAAUAACAAAUCAAUAUUAAGUUGAUAUUUAAUAUUUAUGAGUUCACCUCGUAAUCAACAAUAAAUUUGACCUGCAUUUAAGUAUAAUUUAUGCAUUUACUUGUUAUAACUCCUGCAGACAGCUAGCCUGCAUUGCAGAUGUAAUUUAACCUCAGUUAGUAACGUCUGUGAGGCAGUGCCAAAAUCCUUGUCCUGGGCCCCCAAUGAACUCAACAAAUUACCAGAAGUGCAUUUCAAAUUUUAUUUCAUCCUGAUUGGCAAAUCCACAGUGGCUUUUUUAAAUCGCUAAUCAUGGCGCAUACUCAAAUCCAAGUCCUAGGAUCUCAAAUUCCAUGGAUAGCAAUUUUUCGGUUCCGUGCCAGAGAUCAUGGGAAACCAUUAGAAACAAUUUUUUGGUUCUGUGAAAAUUCAUGGCAACCCACUUUUAUCUCUUGUAAUAUACGGUAACAGUAUCUGUUUUCUGGAAACAUGUUGUUAAACAUGCGUUAAAAUUAAAGAACAUCAGUGUGUACUAUUCAGAUUUACAAGAAAAUUCAAUGUCUAUUAAACUGUCAGAAGAAGGUCAAUUGAAGUGAUGUGUGUGCACUUAAGUGUCAAAAACUCCAGACUCCUCUUUGCCUCAUCUGAAGAAGUAACUAUACUUGAAGUGUUUGCUACAGAUCUUGUCUUUUCAUAAAGAGAUUCGGGCCUCAUCAUCAGUUUGAACAGUGAAAUUGUCACUAAAAGACUACAUUCUAAUUGUUUUUAGACUUUUGGAGUCAUAUUUUUUUUUCUUGGCACUGGAAACCAUAACAAUCGCUGCUGCUAGCUAUGAAACAUCUUUCAUGCGUGAGUCAUCAAUAACAUGCAAUGCACUGUGGGAAUGAUUCAAGAUGGUGAACGAUAGAAGAAUGGUAACAUUUUUUAAAGUUUUCGUUUAUACACAAGCUGAGUGAUAAAGAAUUGCUGUACUAGUUAAGAAUCCAAGUGGAAAAAUAUUAUAUUUGCGUGUUUUGAUACCUCUGAAUAUACCAGGACAUGUCACCGGGAAACUAUUUUUUGGUUCUGUUAUUUUAAGAUCAUGGUAACGACACGGUACUGGAAAUGAUCGUUACCGUGACAUCCUAGGGCUUGCAAAUCCUGGUACACAGAUGGGGCCCAUAAAAAGGAUUUUGACAUUGUUUCGCAGAUGGACUUAACCAGAAUUUAGUGUCAUCUGUGGGGCAGGAUAGCUGACAGCCAAAUGAAAUAUAUUUUCAGCUUCCAUCAGUGAUUACACAUGAGCUGUUUAUAAACAUCUGCAGCUGGGAACAAAUGCCUGCCCCUAAAUUGGAAAAUGAUCCUAUUCCUGUGAUGGCAGGCGAACUUCAGGAGAAGACAGAACAGAAUUCAACAUAUUCAGUAGUGGACAUUAUUGUUAAUCCUGUUGUCACCAAAGGUGUUGCAAAAAGCAAGGAUCGUAAGAAUCUGCUUGUUAAUGUUGCAUUGGAUUACUUAGAAAACACAAAAAGAAUUCAAGUUUCAAGAAAGUAUAGAAACGCAAAAAAGACCUUCAAAGGUGAUCCAAAGACCCUGAGAAAAUACCUACGACAUGGAAAAGAGCAAAGCACAACUCCUACCAAUCAAGAACAACAAAAGCCAGGAGUGUCUGAAACUCCAGAGUCAUUACUGAAGCAACUUUCGUCAAUAACAGUUUCUGAGAGCCAGCCUGAAGGCAGCACAGGAUUAAAUUUGUUCGAAAAAUCAGCAAAUCCAAAGAAAGGCUUAAUCGAGGAAGUGUCAUCUACAAACUUCUCAGAAGUUCCAGUAACACCAAACUAUGACAUGUUAGUUAAGGAAGCAGAGAACUCCAAACCUAAACGAGUUCUUGUUAAGGUGGAGUUGCCAAAUGUAGUAUCAUCCUCUCAGUGCCUACUGGAUGUCUGUGAGGUAAUAACUGAUGAACUCAUAAUGUUACUUAUAUUUGAUUUUUGUACUUUAAAAUGAUAAAAAGUCUUUCAGAUUCAUUCUGCCCAGUUCGUCAGAGAUGGGCAAACUUAAGACAGAAAACUGCUAUUUGCAGCUCUGCUGGUUUGAUAUCUAGCCUACUUCAAACAGUUCACAGUCCCUCAGGAUUGUCAUGUAGACAGAAGUGACAUUGUCUGCUUACAGUCAAGUUAGGUCAGGCCUACCUCCCAAGAAUCCAUUAUCCAUUUAUGACUCGAAAGUUGAAUCUGUUGCUAGUUGUAGAUUUCAGAUUGAUCUCUGCAUUCUUGCAUGCAUUAUGGGUGGUGAAUUCACACGCAAGGCAGUUUUGAAAUUUCUUCAUGCUCAGUUUUCCUGAAUUUGAUAUAAAUGUCUUCCAAGAAACUUAAUCCAAUCAAAGAUUUUCAAUCUGACCAAGUACAGAGAAGUUCUUGUAAAAUAUUCACGGCUCAUUAAGCAUGCAGGAAUGCCGCUUUGAAUUGGACAGAAGAUACUGGAAUGACUAACGGCUUCAUUUUUCAAAUAAUCAUUUCAUUAAUAGAAUCUUGGGGGGUACGCUUGACCUGCCUUGACUGUAAUUGCCUUCUCUAUGUAAUGACAGGUAGCCUUUUCAGAUCAUAAAAAAGGUGACUGCGUUGCCUUCUUAGAACUACCUAGUUCCUCAUGUCGAAGCUUUUUCUUUUCUUUGAUCUUAGUUUUGACCAGAAAAACCCAUCAACUUUUAGUAACUCGUUUUAUUUUCCUUCUUUAGAGUGAACUGCUGCUGAACGUGCCAAGUAUGGAUAAACUUCAUGUUAAGCUGCCACAAAAAAUUGAUCCAGACCAAACUGAAGCCACCUUCAAUACGAUCAAACACGUGCUAAUUGUCAAACUUCCAAUUCAAUCUUAACUUCAACAUUAGAAAUAGAUGUAAAGUUGAUGUCACCAC
Molecule: messenger RNA, 3695 nt
Organism: Porites lobata
Lineage: Eukaryota; Metazoa; Cnidaria; Anthozoa; Scleractinia; Poritidae
Source: the annotation of a GenBank genome assembly